GCAAAAAAAGGCAAACCUUAAUAAAUUAAAUCUCGACAAAUUAAAUCUUGACAAAUUAAAUUUCGACAAAUUAAAUCUCGGUAAAUUAAAUCUUGACAAAUUAAGUCUUGAUAAAUUAAAUCUUGAUAAAUAUAUUGGUAAAUAUAAUAUUGAUAAAUUAAAUCUUGAUAAAUAUAUUGUUUCCUGA
Molecule: messenger RNA, 187 nt
Organism: Racocetra fulgida
Lineage: Eukaryota; Fungi; Glomeromycota; Glomeromycetes; Diversisporales; Gigasporaceae
Source: the annotation of a GenBank genome assembly